UUUUAAAACCAGCUUUUUUGGACUUUAGCUUCGCAUCGACCUGGUUUGUGAGUAGGAGAGUCUCUAAAGCAGACUGCUGCUGAUCUGUGCUGUGUCCAAGAGCACAAAAUCUGACUUCUUGAUACGAUACAAACACCAAGAACUCGGAUCACAGUAGAGAUGGCGACCUUUGAUGACCUCCUGGAAGAAGCUGGGGCUUUUGGACGUUGUCAGAAGCGAAUCUUUGCCUUGUUCUGUCUGUUGUCGUUGCCUUUUUCAGGUGUGUACGUCGGCAUCGUCUUCCAGGGUUUCACCCCGGAUCACUGGUGUAGGGACUCGGCGGUGGUGGAGAGGAGGCAGGCGUGCGGUUGGAGUUUGGCGGACAGUCGCAGGCUGACGGUGCCGCUGGUCAACAGCUCCGGAGUUCUGCAGCCGAGCAGCUGUGAGCAGUACGAGGUGGACUGGAACGCCACGGCGCUCAGCUGUGAUACACAAGAACUGAACCUGACAAAUGUUCCAGUUACUGCAUGCAAGGACGGCUGGGAGUAUCAGUAUGAAGGCAGGAAGUCCUUUGUCACGGAGUUUGACCUGGUGUGUUCAGAUGCAUGGUGGGUGGACAUGUACCAGUCCACUCUCAAUGUGGGCUUCCUCGUUGGCAGCUUUGUUUUUGGUUACUUUGCUGACAGGUUUGGCAGGAAGCUGACUUUCCUGAUGUCCAACAUGAUGAAUCUAGUCUCGGGGAUCAUGCUCGCCGUGGUACCGAACUACAUCUCCAUCCUGGUGCUCAGGAGCAUCUUUGCCUUCGGAGUCAAAGGAGGCUGGAUGACGACUUAUGUGAUGCUCACAGAGAUUGUCGGGAUGGAUUACAGACGGACGGUGGGCAUAUUGUACCAGAUGAUCUUCAGUGUCGGGAACCUCCUCCUACCUCUGCUCGCCUACUAUGUGACUGACUGGCGCUGGCUGCAGGUCAUUUUCAGUGCACCCUACUUGUUCUUCCUGUCCUACCACUGGUUUGUCCCAGAGUCUCCACGGUGGCUCGUCUCUCAGAGGAAUUAUUCGAAAGCUUUGGAGAUCACUGAAGCCAUGGCAAAGGAGAACAAGAAGAAACUCUCCACAAACAUCGAGACACUGCAUGAGGAUGAGACUGACUCCCCUACUGCCUCUUUGUUGGACCUGUUCAGAACUCCAAAUAUGAGAAAACACACUUUCAUCCUCAUGUUCAACUGGUUCACCAGUGCUGUGGUAUAUCAGGGCCUCAUCAUGCGGGUGGGGAUAGCAGGAGGAGACGUCUACAUCGACUUCCUCCUCUCUGGCCUGGCCGAGUUUCCUGCUACCUUUUUUAUCCUUUUCUCAAUUGAUCGCAUCGGCCGACGUCUUCCCUUCGCCACCGCCAACAUCCUCGCUGGAGCCUCCUGCUUGAUUGCUGCCUUCAUUCCUGACAGCAUGUUCUGGGCGAAGACGGUGGUGGUCUACAUUGGUCGGCUGGGUAUCACCAUGGCCUUCAUGAUGGUGGUGUUUGUUAACACCGAGCUGUACCCAACAUUUGUCAGGAACCUGGGAGUGUCAAUUUGUUCGACUAUGUGUGAUGUUGGAGGCAUCAUAGCCCCGUUCCUGCUCUAUAGGCUGGCUGCCAUCUGGCUGGAGCUACCACUCAUCAUCUUUGGUGUGGUCGCGUUCAUAGCUGGAGGUUUGGUGUUGUUGCUGCCUGAAACCAGAGGACCUCUGCCUGACACCAUAGAAGAUAUUGAGUUUCCUAAUAGGAAAAAGGGGAAUGUGGCAGAGAACCAUCAGAUGAAGAAACUUUUAAAAUCAGACCUGACAAACAACAAGGAAACAACAACUGUCUGACUCUUUGUGUGCAUGCAUGCAUGUGUGUAGACUUUAUUCACUCUAAUACAAUAUAUUGACCUCUACUAAAAACAUUUUUUUCUAUAAAGCAUGGCUUGCCCAUUUCCUUUGUAUUAAAGUUUUAUUUUUCAGCUCUUACAGAAAACAAACCUUUACACCCCAAAAAGCAGGAAUACGAUCUGCUACACAUCAGAUAAUACCACGCUACAAA
This is a messenger RNA of Larimichthys crocea (large yellow croaker), 2038 nucleotides long. RefSeq names its product solute carrier family 22 member 2. The transcript is spliced from 12 exons. The record is from RefSeq and is a predicted model, not a curated record. Gene Ontology annotation, cellular component: membrane. Gene Ontology annotation, biological process: transmembrane transport. Gene Ontology annotation, molecular function: transmembrane transporter activity. The coding region runs from base 160 to 1827 and encodes 555 amino acids. Lineage: Eukaryota; Metazoa; Chordata; Actinopteri; Sciaenidae.